This is a messenger RNA of Fusarium odoratissimum NRRL 54006, 1275 nucleotides long. RefSeq lists its product as uncharacterized. NCBI's taxonomy places the organism in Eukaryota, Fungi, Ascomycota, Sordariomycetes, Hypocreales, Nectriaceae. The record is from RefSeq and is a predicted model, not a curated record. Gene Ontology annotation, molecular function: ABC-type transporter activity; lipid carrier activity. Bases 1 to 1275 code for a protein of 424 amino acids. Gene Ontology annotation, cellular component: intracellular membrane-bounded organelle; membrane. Gene Ontology annotation, biological process: transmembrane transport; lipid transport. The transcript has 3 exons.
AUGAACAAGCUGUCUCUAAGCGCCGCUCUUUGGCUCCGACAGACCCAAGCAUUGACAAAGAAGAUUCUUCUCAUCAUGGUCAUUCGCCACUGGUUAUCAACAUUAAUUCGCUGCCUCGUCAUACCAAUCCUCGUCCUCUCGCUUGUACUAGGAGUCCAGAACUUCACCCCCUCGAGCAAGUACGGCAUUGGCAAGCCCGCGUCUGCUCCAAUCCUUUCCGAAGCCACUCCCGAUGGCGCGAAACUCUUCAUCAUCCAACCCUCUGGUGCGGGAAGUGACGUCUCGGCUGUGAUCGAAGACGUGGAAUUGAUGAAGUGCCCCACGGAUAUUAACGGAAGAACAGACUGCUAUGCCGCCGUCAUCUUCAACGACUCCCCUCUGGGUGAUGGCGGAAACAAACAGUGGAACUACACGAUGCGGUGCGGUUCCUCAAACCUCGGAUCCGGCUUCGACGUCUUCCAAUCGGCCAAGGCAGCGACGAACCCCCAUAUCCCAUUGCAACUCGCAAUCGAUCAAGCCAUUACCAAUUCGUCAACAGUCCCCGACAUGUACAUGUUCACUCGAACUACCCAGGAACAGGCCAAGUCAGUGCACCGCCGCAAGUUCAUCGAUAUGCUCUUGGGAGGGCUAAAUCUCGUAUGCUUCGCAAGCAUGCUGUCACUUGGUUACCACGUUAUUGGGACCAUAGCAGCAGAGCGCAAGUCGGGAAUGACGCAGCUGAUUGAUGUUAUGGGCGGAGGUGCAUUUUCUGCUCAACUGCUGAGCUAUAUUAUUGCCUUUGACAUUAUAUACCUACCUCUGCUCCUGCCGACUUCUAGUGCCGGCAUAACCAUCCUCUGGCAAAUUCUCACCGGAUGGGCUCUGACUAGCGGCUGCGUCUUUGGCGCGACAUUUGCCAUCAGAUAUUCUACCAUCCUCGCUGUUCUCACCCUGAUUGGUAUGGCUGCCUUCGCACAGCUUCUCAACAGCCAAACAGAACCGAUCACCAAAAGCGUCGCCGUGGCAUUCUCCGUCAUGUUCCCAAGAUGCAGCUACGUUUUUGUUCUGAACUCCAUUGCGCGAUACGAAAAGGCAGGAAAGGCGACCAACAUUUACGCCAUACCCCCAUCCCCUGGCUUCGAGGUACAGAAAGCUACCAUCGGGGCGCUCUGGUUGUGCUUUUGCUUCAGCAUCGUUGCUUUCCCCUUGGUCACCAUCGCGAUCAAAAGAUUCGUCCAUGGAGCCAGCCGCGGCGGGCGCCAAUUCAAGACGGGCCCUAAGGCAGACAACACUUGA